Molecule: messenger RNA, 4491 nt
Organism: Paramormyrops kingsleyae
Lineage: Eukaryota; Metazoa; Chordata; Actinopteri; Osteoglossiformes; Mormyridae
Gene: unc119b
Product: unc-119 lipid binding chaperone B
Biological process (GO): nervous system development; lipoprotein transport; cilium assembly
Cellular component (GO): cilium
Molecular function (GO): lipid binding
Source: RefSeq, a predicted model, not a curated record
GCGCGUGCCGCCAAUCGCGAGCGCUUCUCUCCGGCGUAGUUUCACCAUAGAGACAUGACGCCAUCUUGAAGCGAGCGGCAUCGCGUCCAUGAAUCUGAGCGGACGGCAAAGCCAUGAGCGAACGCAAACCUCGCACGGAAACGUCUACCAGCGCCAAUAUGCUCGACGCUGAGCCGGGGUCCGCUGCUGGCGGCAGAGAGCGCAGAUCCGGGGGAGGCGUCAUGAAGAGGCUGAAGCCGCGGCGAAGUCAGCCGGAGAGGCGGCCCGUUACGGAGGAUGAGUUGAGGGGACUGGGGCGAGACAUCACUCCGGACGAAGUUCUGGGUCUGCGCUCCGUCACCCGCGAUUACCUCUGUAAACCUGAGGACAAUGUCUUUAAUGUCGAUUUCACACGUUUCAAGAUAAGAGACAUGGAGACCGGGACGGUGCUGUUUGAGAUCGCCAAACCACCCAAUAACGAUCCACUGGAGGAGGAGGAUGUGAACGGGGGGUCCGAUUCCAACACGGGACGCUUCGUCCGAUACCAGUUCACUCCUGCCUUCCUGAGACUGGGCACUGUGGGUGCCACGGUUGAGUUCACUGUGGGCGAUCGGCCCAUCAGCAGCUUCCGCAUGAUCGAGAGGCACUACUUCAGAGACCAGCUUCUCAAGAGCUUCGAUUUCGACUUUGGCUUCUGUAUCCCCAACAGCCGGAACAGCUGCGAGCACAUCUAUGAGUUCCCACAGCUCCCAGACGAACUGAUUCGUCAGAUGGUGGAGAACCCUUACGAGACCAGGUCAGACAGCUUCUAUUUCGUGGACAACAAGCUCAUCAUGCACAACAAGGCAGACUACGCUUAUAACGGUGGGCAGUAGCUGGCAGCGCAGCCCCUCGGCGCAUGCCACUGCAUUCCAUCAGCCUUGAGGCCCCCUCCCAAUAAGCCUUAUAACCCCCAGUAAGGCUUCAGCCUUCCCAUGCCGGUUGGUCAUGGCUUCUCUCUCUUUAAAUGCAUGUUCCUUGUAUCCUAGGGUUGUUACCUUUCUAUAGCUGUCAUGGGGAACUUCAGAAAUGUCCCUUAUUGUUGUUUUUCUUUCCACAUGGCUUAAUUUCACUGGGUAGCCCACCAGCUGCCUCAAAGGGGCAUUGAGCUUCUUUCAUUGUAACUCCAUUUACAGUUCAUUUUGUUGCUCCUCUGGUUAGAUGGUUUUAAGCCAAUGGGCAGGGUCCUGCUGCAAACCAACCUGAGUAGUCACUCAGUUAUUAUACCUGAGGGAAGCCCUCUCCAAAGCGAGAACUGGGCCUCAGCACCAGGCUGCGGUUGAGGACUGGGCUCACAGGUUCCGGAGCGGGGGUGGGGGGGGGGGGGGGGCAUUUGGCAUUUAUUUUUUUGUCCGAAGCUCUGAGGGUUGGCACAUGCUUCGAGCUCCAGGUUCACAGUUUACAUGGGAAUGAACUGACUGAAAGCUGCCACCCUUUUUUAUUGCAGUAGCAUAGUGCAAAAGCAGCUCCCUACUGUGGGGAGUACAGGCAGCACAAUGUUCUUCAGGAGCGACACCAUGGUCUGUGUACCUCGAGGAUCCCCUGCUGCUGCCCCACGUGUCUCUUAGUGCUGUCACAGAGUAUCAUCCUAAUUGAAUUGAGAUGUCUGUAAUUUGGCGAUCCCGCAUCUUUACAUUCUACUGUGGCGGCAGUAUCGAGAUCACUGGGUAGGUCACACCUUUUUUUCGCCUAAUAAGAGCACAAUGUUCAUGUCUUUCCUGCCUGCUUAUGAGGUUAAGAACACAGACUGCUGGUAAAUAACUUAUUCCUCUGGGUGCUUUUGUAGGGGGGUGCAUGCCAAUUGAGAACUUUUUAAGUUAUCUUUUUCAAUGGGGGAAACUGGUGCUUAAAGAGGAUCGAAAUGGUAGCUCCAGCUUCAGAUGCUGUCCUGAUUGGUGUAUAGGUGUGUUUGUUUCUUGUCUUGGACUGGACGGUUAUGGUAUUCAUAACUAUCACAAACAUCCAUCAUUGUGGGGACUUAACAUCUUUCUGACUUGAUGCUGUGUAUAAUUCACAUGGCCUCUCACUGCACAACGAAUUCCCAUUCCGAAUAACAUAAAAGUUGUCACCGCAGUUAAAAUCACAGACACACACUUGCCACGAUUAUUGCACUGUGCAGGUUGUACUCUCCGAGUACAACCUGCACGAGGAUCCUUUUGUCCAGCUGUUGGCAUCAGUCCUGAGGACAUCCAUAUCCAUCAAACAUACAUUUACACACAGACAUUUGAUGUAAAAUGCAAGCUGCAGGAAGACACUUGCCCAACUGAAUUUUAAUUAGGCGUGAGAUCUUUUAGUCCUCAUUUAUGGACAUUGGAAUGUGACCAUGGAGCAGUUAUGAAAUGUCUAAUGAGUUACCUGUUGAGUGACAGAGUACUAGGGCCACAGAAUUUCAUGACUGAUACCCAGCAUGCACUCCUGCUCCAGUUCAGUGUGUGCUCUCACUUACGUGCUUAUGCAGAGAGGCUACACUGGCAGGCCCAAUAGGGGGCAAUCUGCACAAAGCACAGCAGAGCACCUUUCUUGAGUUGGUUAGAAAACACUAGUGUCACUGCUGUGGAAAGCUUAGCCCUGAAAGGGUGGAGCAUGAAUCCUGCAGCUAAGCAUGCUGGGAAUCUGCAGGCCUGCCGUCUCGCACCACGCGGGUGAAAGCUGGAUUCAGAUGAUCCAGGUGUCUGUGCUUUAAGUUAAUAUGAUCCAUUAAGUUGUUUUUGUUUGUUUAUGACAAUGAAACCAAAUACAAAUCUGACAUAAUUACCAUUUGGAUUUCUUUUAAAUUGUUAAUUAUUUUGGGUUAGGUAAUUUAAAAUGGGUUCCUGUGUUCUUAAGUCAUAAUAAGUAAGUUAGAGCACUUAAUGAUUUAAUAAAAACUUUUGUUUGUUGAAACACAUCCCUGAAGAAUCUUUCAUGACUCUCAACAUUUACAAAUGGAUUACAAAUCAGAAGGUCACCAGUUUGAACCCGGCCUCGGUAUGUCUGUGGCUCCUUGAGCAAGACCCUUAACCCCCAGUUCCCUGGGCACCGCUACAGGUGGCUGCCCUUUGCAGACAGCUUACUCUACAAAGAGCAAGCUGGGGGAGGCGUAAAGAUACUUUAUUGAUCCCCGUGGGGAAAUUAUCAAUAUUAUUAUUGUUAUUGUUAUUGGGGAGACUGAGCCAGACUGAGGGAGAUCCCAGCACACAAAACUUUGGAGGUGUCCCUCAGAGGUUGGGCUGGGAAGCCUGGCUGGCCUUUGUAUAGACCUGGAAUUUCUUUACAAAAAAAAAUAAUAAUAAAUAAAUAAAUAAAUCUUGAGAUUGUUAAAUGCAGUUAUGCCUUGCACACAUGUGUAUUUAUACCUCAAAAAUAUUAUCAAAUACUUUUAUGCAUUUUGCGAGGACCAAAUUUCCCAAAACCACAGCAGAAAACAAUAAGCUUUACUACUGGCUAUAUCACUAUCACUGCUAGGCUGAAAAAGCAGAUUUUACCUGAAGGCUUCACAAUUGAUCAAGUCAAGGAAGUCAUUGGUUUGGUUAUCAGAAAAUAAUACAAAAAUAAAACAUGGAGUUUUCAUAUACAGUGCUCACAGAAAGUCUUGGGACGCUUGUUUAAUUCAGUAAAAAUUUGCAAAUGUAUUUUUUAUAACAAAUAUCGUUACUUUAUUCGUUUGCAAAGAAUGUAAAUCAUUAGAAACAACCAAUCAUUUUAAGCUAAACAUUAAUUUCAAGUAGUAAUAAAUUGAAACCCAAAUUGUAGUUCUAAAAGAGCUGUUCUGAGUUUAAAGGUUGACAGUCAGUUUUAAUUAGUAACACCUUUGCAAUAACAUAAAACACCAAACAUUUGUGUUUAGUAUCUCUUUGGGAGCCAGUGACUACAACUGCAAUUAAUAUCAAAAUAGCAAGAACUUCACAGUCUAAAACUUGACUUGAAUUUGCUUUAUUUUUAAGCAAAUGUCCUAAGACUUUCUGUGAACACUAUAGCUAACAAUUUAUCACAGCUUGGUGUUGGAAUGCUGUGGUACUGAUCUUGAGCAGAUGGCUUUAUAUGAGAUGUAAAGUCAAUUACAGAACUAGCACCUUAUGAUGAAUAAUGAUUGCAAAUGUUCUGUGCUUAUGCUGCUAAUGUUGCUUUGUACCUUUUUUCUGUAAACUGGAAUUGUUUUAGUUAUUGAGGACCAUUUUACUUUGUUUGUACCGUGGUCAUCUGGUCUUCAGAGGGGACUCGCUUUUAUUAGAAAUUUAGGAGGUAGAUUUUUUUCUCAGUAAUUGUCAUUUUAAGUCUCAGAAGAGGCAGAAUGUUUCACUCGUGUUAUCAGGGAACCUGGUAAAAUUACCAUGUUAGUUGUCUAAUGGACAAUUACUGAAUUACUAUAUAAAACUGAGAUUUUAAAAGUAUAAUCUGUAUUUUUGACACUUCGCCUAUGGAUGGUAUUUGUGGAUUGUUGACGUUUCUACCAAAUGUUACACAAGAAAAAUAAAUAAUGUUUGAUUUUCACAA